This is a messenger RNA of Coregonus sp. 'balchen', 3610 nucleotides long. Lineage: Eukaryota; Metazoa; Chordata; Actinopteri; Salmoniformes; Salmonidae. The record is from the annotation of a GenBank genome assembly.
GACCAAGGUAAAGUUGUGUCUUUAUCUAGAUGUGGACUUGUAUAAAGUCCUCUCCCUGCUGCCCAGGUGACUGAUUCGACAGCUGGAAGAGACAGUGAGUUGUGAGACCUGUUAGUAAAGGAGAGAGGGACAUUGUUGAUGAUGAUGCUGGGUCUGGGGUCUGUUGGAUUGGUUCUGUUAUCUCUGGCUGUCCAGAGUGGACAUGGAGCCCAGGACAGGUGAGUCUGGGAGGGAUACUGUAACUGUAUAACGGUUAGUCUCCUAUGAAGGAUGACUUAACCAGUCAGACUAACAGGAAUUUGAUAAAAGAUUCAUACAUCGGUAGCUGAUUUAUAACCAUUUUAUUACCGCCAAACAAAUAUGUAUUCUUUCAAUGUGCAUAUGUGUGUCAAUUUACAGUGAUGUCUGGAGUACAGAGGAGACAACUGAGAGGAAUUACUACACCAGGUACCACAAUAUGUCGGAUGUGAGUGAGAAUACACACACACACACACACACACACACAAGACUACAAAGAAUGACUGAGUCCUCACUGCAUAGAGACACUGUCUGGUACCUCUCCCUAUAGAUUACAGCAUGGAUGGAACAGAUGAAGAGGGAGAACCCAGAUGUUGUGUCCUCCAUGGUCUACGGUCAAACCUAUGAGAGGAGGGACAUCACCUUACUGAAGGUUAUUCACCGAGCGAAAAGAGAGCAAGGAAGCGAAGAGAAGAGCAGCGAGCGAGCGAGAGCCGAGCAGAAGAGAGAGAGAGAGAGGAGAGAUACAGAGAGGAGGAGAGAGAGCUCGGAGAGAGAAAGCAGAGACGAGAGAGCGAGAGAGAGAUGAGAGAGAGAGAGAGAGAGAGAUGAGAGAAGAGAGAAGCAGCAAAGCUAGUCGAGAUAGAAAUAGAAUAGGACUAGAUAUGCUACUCUCUACAUCUCUAUCUCUAGAAUAAUCAUAUUCUCUCUCCUAUUCUACGCUCUCUCCUCUCUCUCUCUCUUAGCUCAUCUUCUCCUUCUCUCUCUCUCUCUCUCGCUCUCUCUCCUCUGCUACUUCCAUUCACGUCUCAGAUUCUGAUAGCCAGAGGUGGCACAUACCUGACCCUCUCUUGCUCGGGUCUCUGUCCUAAUUACUGUACGAUGUUCAGUGCACUGAUCUCUAGGACUAACCAGUGGGAUGAUGGCUCUACCCUCGUCUAUGACUAAAAGCUAGCUAUCUUAUUUCAUUGUUGUGUGUGCAGAUGUUUGGAAGUCUACUGGAGGAAAGGUUGGAUGACAUGGAUCACCAGAAAACCCUCUUCUGAUAUGAUAAAGAGUCUUAGUCGUAUAUUCUGUGUGUGUGUGUGUCCAUUACAGUGAAAAUAUCCUUGUUUUUGUCAGUACUAUGUCAAGGGGUGUGAGUACCAAUCAUGAAAACCUCCUCCUUGAUUUCCACCUAUAGAUCUUGAGAACGUACAAAACCGACACCAAGGUGAAUGAGAUGAUGAAAAAUCUGGAUUUCUACAUCACACCAGUCCUAAAUGUUGACGGCUACAUCUACUCUUGGCAUAAUGCAAGUGUAAGUAUUGAUUAAUGCUACUUCAGACCCAUUUUGAUACAUUCUGGAAACUACGGGAAAUCUUAGACGUGGCUUUAAUUCAAACAUAUCUACCUCACAGUUAGUGUACAUACAGCGCAUAGUUCACAACGUCCAAGACAUCAUCUCACCCACCAGCCAGCUGUCUCUGGAGCAACUGAGCAUGGGGAAGAGGUUUACCAGACAUGACAAUAUGCUAAACUAGAUUAACAUGUAACAGCAGCGCCAUCUAUUGGCUUGGAUUACAUAUUGUAACAUAAAUAUUAUUGAUGACAGUAUUAUCAUUCCAGUUAGUGACUAGUGGUUCUUAUCUCUGUAGACUCGACUGUGGAGGAAGUCCAGAUCUCCAGGAACAGGAGGCUGUACCUGCUAUGGAACAGAUCUCAAUCGCAACUUCUACGCCAACUGGGGUAGUGAGUAUGGUUCUUACUCUAAACAACUCACACACACCAGGGUUGGGGUCAAUUCCAUUGAAUUCAGAUAGUACACUGAAAUUCCAAUUCCCUUCAAUGCUUUUCAAUGAGGAACAUUUCGAAUUGGUAUUUGGUUUACUUUCUGAAUUGACUGGAACUGAGAUGGAAUUGACCUCAACCCUGACACACACACACCCUAACUGUGUUUUCCUCUCCUGUCUGUGUAGUGGUUGGUGUCUCAACAGAUUGCUGCUCUCAGACCUACUGUGGCACCAAGGCUAUCUCUGAGUCGGAGGCCCGGGCCGUCACAGACAUGUUGGGGAAGAUGAGGGAAGACAUCCUGGCUUUCCUCACCAUCCACUCCUAUGGCCAGCUGCUCCUGGUCCCCUACGGACAUCCCAACAUCUCAGCACCAAACUACGAUGAGCUGGUACGCCUGAUCCACACACAAGUUGUGGCAUGUUGUAGUAGACCAGUGUUUUUCAACUCUGCUUUUGGAGACCAACAGCGGUGCAUUGUCUCUGACCCUAACAACGUAUGUCUCUGUGUUGCCAGAUGGAGGUGGGUCUGGGAGCAGCCAAGGCUAUAAAGGCUGUCCAUGGGAUGGACUAUACUGUAGGCACCUCACCUGAUGUGCUGUGUAAGUAGUGAGGCUGAGGGAAUAUUCGGACUUCUAAAUGGCUAUAGUUACAUGAAUAUCCUGUGCACUGUUUACAAUUCAACAAAUCUUUUCUUUCGCAACGGAGAGGCCGUCUUACUGUGUUUUUCUAUUAUUACAACCACUGGCCUAUAUUCUCUCUCCAGAUGCAAACUCGGGAUCGUCUCGUGACUUCGCCAGGCUGAUCGGCAUCCCGUUGUCUUUCACCUUUGAGCUGAGGGACAAGGGCGAGCACGGCUUCGAGCUCCCAGAGGACCAGAUCCAGCCCACCUGUGAGGAGGCCUACGCCGGAGCACACCACAUCAUCACCUACGCACACGACAAGGCCUUCUACAGCUCUGCUGCCACCAUCACGGCAACACUGUGGACCACACUGCUGGCAGCCUGGGUCUCUAGCGCCACCCUGCUGUAAACUGGGAGAACUGCAGGAGUCAGGCUAGGAGAUGGUGGCAGUUUAUCAGUAUAUUCAGAAAUGAGACUUUGGACAAAAGUGAUAAGCUGCCAGAUAGACUAUAUUAAUAUGUUCACUCACUUAUUUUAUCAACUGUGUUUGGUUAUUUAUUUCUCUAAAAUUCUGCUGUAAAAAAUGUUAAACAAUCGUUAAUAGUGACAAAACACAAACACGUUUGUACAGUAGUAUAUUUUGAAUGAACAUUUCAGUGAUAUAAAUAUACUCAACUGCUAUGAAUUGUUGUCGUAACAUCCUGCUUCUGUUAUUGAGCCCCAGGAGUUCAGUGAAGGUACAGUUCAACAUUAGAUCAAUCUCUGCUCCGGGUGAAAGAUUUUACGGUUACCGAACUGUUUAACUUGAUUAGAUCCAGCAGCACCAUUGUGUCCAGUUGCUCUAACCUCUGUCAAGUUUCACGUUUUUAUUGUAACGUGCACACGUACAGUGAAAUGGCUUUCCUGCUUGCUCUUUCCCAACAAUGCAGUAAUCAAUAUCAGUAGUACAAUUUUUUUAUUUUAUCCAAAAGUUAAGUAGAA